CAGCGCUAAAGACCGCGCGGUAAAAUCGUGCGACAUUUUCAAAAAAGAGGUCCUUUCAUUCGUUGUGUGUGUGCUCGCUUGUUGCCUUUGUGUGGGUUUUGUGUUUGCUUUAAGCCUGCCAAAAGCACAAUAACCAAUAGUCGCCCAAAAAAAGUGGCCACAAAAUGUGGAAAAAGUCCCUAAUGUAAACAAAAGCUAAGAGCAGAAAAAGAAAGCGGAAAUGUAAUUUAAAAAAUGUAAUUUAAAUGCUCGUUCGGCGACAUUUUAAAUAUCAAUUGAUGUUUUAAUGGAAUAUGAAUUUAAAUGGUUUCUGAAAAAAAAACCCGCAACUAGUGAAUAAAGCUGCUAUUAAAAGUGUCAAGCUGAUUAGGUUUUUAAUAGCUCGUAAUUGUGUGGAUAAAAUGUGCAUGAUAAUUGAAACCAAUUAUGUGAAUAAAUAAAGUGAAACUGUUUUGAUUUUAAAUAAUAAAUAAUUUGCUAAAUAUAAUAAAUUGAAUUUAUUUAAUGAAUUAGUAUGGUAAUGGUUUGAAAGCCAUUAUCCCUAUAGUAUUGGUGAAUUGAAACCAGAAUACCAAGUGAUUUUUAAGGUUUUGCGACCAAAAGGCGCCAACUGGCCACAUGCAGUGUUAAGUGCAAACUUGUCCUUGACCGCCCCCCCCCCCCGAAAAUUAAAAAGAAUAUUGCAUGUGGCUGGCAGUUGAAAGAACUUAAAAAGAAAUACAUCCUGAAAGGACCUGGGAAGCAGCAGAGAGGAUCAAGUGAAAGCCCGGCCAUUAAGAGUCGGCAGGCGGCAGCUUCUUUUAAAUCCGACGACCUCAACGGUUUCUAUGGCGCUGCGCUAUUAAAUGUGGCACAAGUGCGGCGGAAUCAUUACGCAACGCUCCAUCAUCCCGAUUAAAGGCAGCAGAAUGUCGGAAAUUGUGGACACCGAGCUGCUGGUCAACUGCACCAUCCUUGCCGUGCGGCGAUUCGAGCUGAACAGCAUUGUCAACACCACGCUCCUGGGCAGUCUCAACAGAACCGAGGUGGUCAGCCUCCUGUCGAGCAUCAUCGACAACCGGGACAAUCUCGAGAGCAUCAACGAGGCCAAAGACUUUCUAACCGAGUGCCUGUUUCCAUCGCCGACACGGCCGUACGAGUUGCCAUGGGAGCAGAAAACGAUUUGGGCCAUCAUUUUCGGCCUGAUGAUGUUUGUGGCCAUUGCCGGGAAUGGUAUUGUUCUCUGGAUUGUAACAGGACAUCGCAGCAUGAGAACGGUUACAAAUUACUUCCUGCUGAACCUGAGCAUCGCCGACCUGCUGAUGUCAUCGCUGAACUGCGUCUUCAACUUUAUAUUCAUGCUGAAUUCGGAUUGGCCAUUCGGAUCGAUUUAUUGCACAAUCAACAAUUUCGUGGCCAACGUGACGGUCUCCACUUCGGUCUUCACGCUCGUGGCCAUAAGUUUCGAUAGAUACAUCGCCAUUGUGCAUCCGCUGAAGCGCCGCACGUCGCGUCGGAAGGUGCGCAUCAUCCUGGUCCUGAUCUGGGCCCUCAGCUGUGUGCUGUCGGCGCCCUGUCUGCUCUACUCCAGCAUCAUGACCAAGCACUAUUAUAAUGGAAAAUCGCGGACAGUUUGCUUUAUGAUGUGGCCGGAUGGACGAUAUCCCACAUCGAUGGCGGAUUAUGCGUACAACCUGAUCAUCCUGGUGCUGACUUACGGCGUUCCCAUGAUAGUGAUGCUCAUCUGCUACUCCCUGAUGGGCCGAGUUCUGUGGGGCAGUCGAUCGAUCGGCGAGAACACGGAUCGCCAGAUGGAGUCUAUGAAGUCGAAGCGGAAGGUGGUGCGCAUGUUCAUCGCCAUCGUGUCCAUCUUCGCCAUCUGCUGGCUGCCGUACCACCUCUUCUUCAUCUACGCCUACCACAACAACCAGGUGGCCUCCACGAAGUACGUGCAGCACAUGUACCUCGGCUUCUACUGGCUGGCCAUGUCCAAUGCGAUGGUCAACCCGCUCAUCUACUACUGGAUGAAUAAGAGGUUCCGGAUGUACUUCCAGCGCAUCAUAUGCUGCUGCUGUGUGAGUUUCACCCGCCAUCGAUUCGACUCGCCGAAGAGCCGGCUGACGAACAAGAACAGCUCGCACCGGCACACAAGAGGUGGGUACACCGUCGCCCACUCUCUCCCCAACUCCUCCCCCCCGACCACCCAGACUAUUGUGGCCGCCCAGGCCCACCCCCAAACACAGACCCACUUGCCUCACCACCACUCACCACUCCCCCCGCAACCUUCCGCAGCGGAGACCAAGAGUCAGUGGAAGCGCAGCACGAUGGAGACGCAGAUCCAGCAGGCACCGGCCUCCAAUUCUGGCCGGGAUCAGCGGAUGCGGGAUGGCUAUGCCACCCAGCCGGUGCAGGCGGGAGUCGGAGGCGCAGGUGCAUCCAAUCGGGCGGCCGUCGAGUGCAUCAUGGAGCGACCGGUGGACGGGAACAGCUCGCCCCUCUGCCUGUCGAUCAACAACAGCCUGGGCGAGCGGCAGCGCAUGAAAAUCAAAUACAUCUCCUGUGACGAGGACAAUAAUCCCGUGGAGCUCAGUCCCAAUCAGCUGUGAUGUUGUUCCGACUUGUCCUGCCACUGGAACGGAACGUGAAUCCCGGCCAUCGCCUCGUUUCGCUGCGGGGAAAUGCAAUUUGCCGCUGCUUACACUACUCUGUACAUACACCCACUCCCAGAGAAAUAAGAAACAUGUCUGCUUAGCAGGGUGGGUCGAUCUCGGGACCGGGAAAAUACACUUUUCGCAUACUUUAAGUAUUUGCUAUUAUCAAGAGGAUAUAUUUAGCGAUUUAGAACUAAGUUUUAAAUUAAACAAAAAAUUAUUUUUAUAAAUGUAUCAAUAUCUAGAAGAUAAAUAAAUUUUAAUUUUAGCAUCAUGUUACUUUUAGUAUUUUACUAUUCGUUAAAAAAAAUUUUUCUUACUUCAAAAACAAAAUACAUUUUAAAGACUUUUAUUUCCAUUUAUUGACUUUAUUUUUGGACCCCAAAUCUAUUAAACUUCGCUAUUUUUAUAAAAAACAAAGUUCCCUGAGAAUCGACCCACCCUAAUGCAUAGUUGAAUUUCCGGUUGUCAAAAGAAAAUACUUCAGCAAGAAGAAAAAAACUUACCAAUAAAUUGAAUUUGUAUGUAUUUGUAUAGAAGAAUCUAUCGACACUUUAACCAUCGAAGAGCUGUAAGUUUUAACUGUUGUUAACAUCCAGGCUAAGCCGAGUUUGUAAAUACAUUCCGUGUACAUCUGAUAAAUAUAUAUCUGCGUAUAUGUUUGUGCUAUUCGUUUGAGUGAAUCAAUUAAACGAGCCAUGGAAUUUUUUACUCUAAGCUGUUUAUUAUAGAAAAACGAUUUGUGUUAUUGGUUUGGGUUUUUAUCCAUGCCAUC
Drosophila subpulchrella is the source of this 3405-nucleotide messenger RNA. RefSeq names its product tachykinin-like peptides receptor 86C (gene TkR86C). Gene Ontology annotation, molecular function: tachykinin receptor activity. Gene Ontology annotation, cellular component: plasma membrane. NCBI's taxonomy places the organism in Eukaryota, Metazoa, Arthropoda, Insecta, Diptera, Drosophilidae. The transcript has 7 exons. Bases 846 to 2585 code for a protein of 579 amino acids. The record is from RefSeq and is a predicted model, not a curated record. Gene Ontology annotation, biological process: G protein-coupled receptor signaling pathway.